AUGCUGGGCCCCGGCGGCCAGGCCCGGCGGCGCAGCGCCGCCCGCGGCGGGUGGGUGCCCUCGGCCUCCGCGGGAGGGGUCCCCGAGGUGGGCCCGGGUCGCCGUGCCCCGCGGGAAGCGGCCCAAGCGGUUUUUGAUGAUCAAGGAAAGGAUGUGACACCUCGUCCGCUCUUCCAGCCAGAUCCCAGUAGUGUUGCACCCAAACAAGGCAAACUCUUAGCACCAAGUGAUUACUCUGGGGCCACAGGAUCUGGUUUUCUCUCUUCUUUUUCCAUGCAACAGACAUCAGGUGUGAAUAUUAGUUUAGUAGGUCCAUUCUCAAGGUCAUAUGGAAGCAGCACUAUUUCUAAAUCAUAUGCAUCGACAACUGAGUCCAUAGCAGAUGACAUAGUAGAACCUGGCUCUCGACGAGAUACAAGUGUUAGCAUAACUGAUGUGCAGGUGAGGCAAGAGGAGAUAAAAGAACAACUGACAAAAGAAGACUUGGAUAGGAGGGUGGAUAUUUACCUUACAGAGACGGAAACUAUUUGGAUAUUCGAUAUGCCAUCUGUUGUGGUGUCUGUAGAGUCUGAAGAUGCUGGAAAAAUUCAGGAACGGAAUAGAAUUUAUGUUGACAUUUGCAAAAAUAGACUUGGUAAUGAGCGCUUUGUGGAAAGAAUGAUGCAAACCCUUAAUGGAGCCCCAAAGAGCAAGGAAGUGCAGUGUGACAAAAUCAUCACAGAAGAUAAAGGGAUGAUGGUCACUUCCUGGGACUUGUAUGAUUCCUUUAACGCAUCAGAAGUAGAACCUACAUUAAAAGCAGAACAUAGCAGAGCCACAAUUGUGAACAGCAGCGUAUCUCUUACAACUAAAGAGUGUGAUCAGACUGCAUCUACAGUUCCUGACAGAGAUAGCACAAUUUCUUCUACAAUGGAUUUGGAAAAUGCUGUUCUUGCCAGAACACAUGAAGAGGAGGAAGACCAUUCAGAGGCUAUAUUAAAAUCAGAAAAAUUUCAUCAAGAUUUAUUUUUCAUGGAGAGGAUUCUGAUGGAGAAUGUUUUUCAGCCCAAACUUGCAGCUUAUCGACAACUUCCUGUCCUUAAAGAACCUGUUGUUACAUCAAAUACUAGUGAUAUAGUAAUAGCCAUGGAAGAAGCUAACCAGGAAAAGGAAGAACAUGAGCAGGAAGAACAGGACAAGGAAGAGCAGAAGGAUAUCGUCAUUGCCCCCUCAAUUCUGUCAAAUCUAAAUAAAGCCCCGGAAGAAGCUGUACCUCCCAGUUUGGAACGACUGUGGUCAUACACAUGUGAUCUAGCUAAUGGCCGCAGUGUGAGCAGUAUGGCUUGGAACAAACUAAACCCAGAUCUUUUGGCUGUUGGUUAUGGAGAGUUUGAUUUUAAAGAACAGAAAAGUGGCUUGGUUUGCUGUUGGUCACUGAAGAACCCCAUGUGGCCAGAGCGCGUUUUUCAGUGUGAACAUGGUGUAACUACUUUGGAUUUUUCAAUGGCAAGCCCUAAUCUUCUAGCAGUUGGAAUGUACAAUGGUAUUGUCGCAAUCUAUAACGUACAGAGUCGUAAUAACACUGCACUCUUAGACAGCAGUGAGUCUUCAGAUAAACAUAUAGGUCCUGUAUGGCAACUAAAGUGGGUAGAACAGGACAGAGGCACAACAGGAGAUGACAAAGGAGAGGUAUUAAUCUCUAUCUCAGCAGAUGGCCGAAUAACCAAGUGGCUUAUACGGAAAGGACUGGGUUGCUCUGAUCUGAUGAAAAUAAAGCGAACAGAAAGUGAGAAGAAAAAAGCAACAGGUGAGAGAGAAAGGAAAAGUGAAGCUCUGAUAUCUCGACAGGCACCUGGAAUGUGCUUUGACUUCCAUCCGAAGGAUGCUAAUUUUUAUCUUGCUGGAACAGAAGAGGGUCUUAUUCACAAAUGUUCUUGUUCCUACAAUGAGCAGUUUCUAGAAACGUACAGAGGACAUAAGGGUCCUGUGUAUAAAAUCGCUUGGAAUCCAUUCAGCACUGACAUGUUUUUAAGCUGCUCUGCAGACUGGAGCAUUAUUUUAUGGCACCAGGAUUCACAGAAGCCCAUUUUAACUUUCAGUUCCAUUGCUGCUGUUGUUCAUGACAUUAUGUGGUCUCCAAAAUCAGUCUUCAUAUUUGUAGCAGUGAAUGAAAGCAGAGUAGAAAUCUGGGAUCUUAGCAUCAGCACCUUGGAUCCCUUGAUCACUAGGUCUGCGAACCCAAAAGUGAAAUUCACGUCUGUACUUUUUGCUAAGAACACAGACUGCCUUCUAAUAGGAGACAACAAAGGACAAGUCGGUGUGUUUGAGCUGCAGAAUCUGGACACUUCCAAUAGUAAUAAGGUUGGUGCCUUACAGGAUAUUAUUGGUUCUGCUCUAGCUACUUAACAAUAGCUAAAUGAUACUGCUUCUCAGCUGGAAACAAC
Molecule: messenger RNA, 2423 nt
Organism: Rhea pennata
Lineage: Eukaryota; Metazoa; Chordata; Aves; Rheiformes; Rheidae
Gene: DNAI4
Product: dynein axonemal intermediate chain 4
Exons: 16
Coding region: 1-2385 (794 amino acids)
Biological process (GO): cilium movement
Cellular component (GO): axonemal dynein complex
Molecular function (GO): dynein light chain binding; dynein heavy chain binding
Source: RefSeq, a predicted model, not a curated record